Messenger RNA from Mesorhabditis spiculigera, 492 nucleotides. Lineage: Eukaryota; Metazoa; Nematoda; Chromadorea; Rhabditida; Rhabditidae. The record is from the annotation of a GenBank genome assembly.
AUGCAUUAUAACCCGAGACAGGGCAGCUACUUGUCCGAAGUUUGCGGGCAUGUCGUCAUGGGAGCAACGGAUGCUGGUGCUUGGAUAAACCUAACUUUGGCUGAUCGGGCCGUCUUUAAGAUCCUACCGAUGGAACCUCCGAUCAGCGCGGCCGUAAGCUGGAAUCAAGGAUCCCGGGACAAUGUCGAUUAUAUCGUCGAUGAAGCUGGGGGAAGGAGAGCCAAAGACAUCAAGUCGAUUUGUCUGGUCACAGAAAAGUCGCAGCACUUGGAUCAUUGCGUGGAGGUAGGUGUUCAGUCUGAUCAGGAACGCAGCUGGUCUGAAGGUGUUUGGUUUGCCGGCUUGAGGAGUAUCCCGCCAACCUGUCAAAGCCAAAGAUAUCCCUUCAAUGCCAAUUUCAGCCAAGGAUUCUUGAAGGCGACGCCGUGUGAAGAUCGCGGCCUUAUCUCGAAGAUACCGUACAAGCUAUUGGCAAAAAUGGACACGGACGGU